AUGUGGCCUAAAGAUAAGCCUGAGCUCUCCAGGGCUUCCGCUUUGCUGGCUCCGCCUCCACCCCCCCGCAGCUCCUCCCUGCACCCUGACCCCCUGGCGAGCGGGACCCUCACCUCGUUUCCGCCCCCUCUGUUCGCGUUACUCUUCAUCCUGGCCCCUCCCGGCCCCCGGGGCCAGGCCGCCGGCGGAGCGGCGCUUUGCGGAGAGGCGGAGACGCGGAGCCCCGGGUUCCGCCUGCAGCGGGGACACGUGGAGCGCAGCCACAGCCCACGGCAAGAUCGAAACAGAGUUUCUGAAGAACUGAUUAUGGUCGUCCAAGAAAUGAAAAAGUGCUUCCCGUCCGAGAGACACCGUAAACCAAGCACGCUGGAUGCCCUCAACUACGCCCUUCGCUGUGUACACAGCGUGCAAGCCAACAGUGAGUUUUUCUCAGUUCUCCACCAAGAGGGAGCCUCUGUGCGGGAGGAGACCCUGUGCAACCUUGAGGAGCUGGCUGCCCUUGCCUCAGAGCACACAUCCAAAAACACAGAUACCUUUGUGGCAGUGUUUUCCUUUCUGUCUGGAAGGUUAGUGCACAUUUCUGCACAGGCUGCUUCGAUCCUGAAUUGUAAGAAAGAUUUCUUGGAGACCUUUCACUUUGUUGACCUGCUUGGCCCUCAAGACGUGAGGGUGUUCUAUGCACACACUGCCCGAGCUCAGCUUCCCUCCUGGAACAAUUGGACCCAAAGAGCAGCAUCUCAGUAUGAAUAUGCUCCAGUGAAAUCCUUUUUCUGCAGAAUCCGUGGAGGUGAAGAUAGAGAGCGAGAGAAGUAUUAUUCCCCGUUCCGGAUUAUCCCGUACUUGAUUCAUGUGCAUAGCUCUGCCCAGCCAGAAUCGGAACCUUGCUGCCUCACGCUGGUUGAAAAGAUUCACUCUGGUUAUGAAGCUCCUCGAAUUCCAGUGGAUAAAAGAAUUUUUACCACAACACAUACCCCAGGCUGUGUUUUUCUUGAAGUAGAUGAAAGGGCAGUGCCUUUGCUAGGUUACCUACCUCAGGACCUGAUUGGAACAUCGAUCUUAACACACUUGCACCCAGAAGAUCGUUCUCUGAUGGUUGCCAUACACCAAAAAGUCUUGAAAUAUGCAGGCCAUUCUCCCUUUGAACAUUUGCCUGUGAGAUUUUGUACGCAAAAUGGAGACUACGUCAUAUUGGAUUCCAGUUGGUCCAGCUUCGUGAACCCCUGGAGCCGGAAGAUUUCUUUCAUCAUUGGUCGGCACAAAGUUCGAACAAGUCCACUAAAUGAGGAUGUUUUUGCUACCAGAAUAAAAAAGACAAACGAUAAUGACAAAGACAUAACAGAAUUACAAGAGCAAAUCCACAAACUUCUCUUGCAGCCAGUUCACGUGAGCGCUUCCAGUGGCUAUGGGAGCCUGGGAAGCAGUGGCUCGCAGGAGCAGCACAUUAGUGCCACAUCCUCCAGUGAGUCCAGUGGGCACUGCGUGGAGGACACACACAAGGAGCCGAUGACCUUGCAGCAGGUCUAUGCCAGUGUAAACAAAAUUAAGAAUCUGGGUCAGCAACUCUACAUUGAAUCAGUGACCAAACCAUCAGUCAAGCCAGUGAUGGGGACACAUACAGAGCCGCUUGGUGGUGAUGAGCAAGAAGCCUUUUCUUCCUUCCAAGCAUUGAAAAAUAAGAGCAUGAACAUUGAGUCUUGUGGCGAUUUGAAGAAAGAUCAGCAUAGCCCAUCCUAUCAGCAGAUAAACUGUAUUGACAGUGUUAUUAGAUACCUGAAGAGCUACAACAUUCCAGCUUUGAAAAGAAAGUGUGUGUCCUAUACAAAUACAGCUUCUUCAUCCUCAGAAGAAGACAGACAGCACCACAAGGCAGAUGAUGCCCAAGCAUUGCAAGUUUCUCUUGUGUCACCAGCUAGACCUAAAUCAGAAAUGCCAACAGACAGACAGUCCUCAUAUGCUGGAGGAGGAGCUCCAUGGACCCUGUCUACCACAGCGCUGAGCUUGGGAUCAGGCAUAAGCCAGUGCAGUUACAGCAGCACCAUUGUUCACAUCGCACCCCCCGAGUCAGCAGAGGAUGCCACCCUAGCAUGUGAGCCCUGGACCCUAAGCACACAACCAGCUCCUUUGGCCUUGGCAGAGUUUAAACAUGUAGGGCUCACAAAGGCUGUUCUGUCAGCCCACACCCAGCAGGAGGAACAGCAUUACGUUGAUAAAUUCCGAGAAAAGAUUUUGUCAUCACCCUACAGCACCUAUCUUCAGCAAGAAAGCAGAAGCAAAGCUAAAUAUUCACAAGUUGAAGGAGAUUCUGCUUCUAAGCAGACGAGAUCAGCUGGUUGCAAGAAAGAGAAACACAAGCGGAAGAAGCUGCCUGUGCCCUUGAACAGCAGGGGCCCCAGUGUCAACCCCGGCUUCCGCAUCAGAGGGGUGCUUCAGGACGCACGACCCUGGGGCCCUUCCUUGGCCUCCUCCCCUCACACCUCGGGCCUGACGUUCCCAUCUGACAUAAUGGUUCCCAGCCAGGCCCCUUAUCUCACCCCAGCUCUUCCCCUCCCAGGCAUGACCUCUCUGGAGAGAGAAUAUGCAACCUCAGAAACUGUCCAAGAACGUCUGCCUAAACCGCCUUUAUCCAGUGGCUUGCAGUCUUUUCCGGGUUUCCCUUCUCCUUCCGUGGACCCUUUUAUAACCGUUUUCCUGCCUGACUGUCCACUGUUGUCUCCGUCAUUCUUUCCAUGCCCAUCCUUGGGAGCUGCAGGCUCUUCUGCCGCACCACCCUCAGUGUCAGCAGUGGCUCCAAGCCUAGACCCACCACGUUCAGCCACCACCCAGAGGAACAGGGAGGAGAAGUGGGAGAUGCAGAGUGCAGAGUGCCCACUGGUCACGUCCAGGAGCAACUCACCCUUACAGCUAGAUCUGCUUCAGGAAGAAAUGCCCAGGUCUUCUGAGGCUUCAGAUCAGAUGAAAAAGAGUAUCUGCCCAGAAGCUAAGUAUCAAUGUGUUACAGGCCACAGAGGAAAUAAGAAAAGUUGUCCUACUGCCAGUGAACUGUCCAUGGUGUUACUUCACAAAGAGUCUCCAUCUGGAACUGGUUCUGCAGCAUCAGGAAGCAGUGACAGCAGUAUAUACUUGGCAAAUAGUGAUUAUUCUUCUGAAAUCUGCCAGAAUGGGCAGCAAUCUCGGCAUGUACAGAAUAAAGAAACAUUUCCCAAUUUAGCUGAAGAAUCUAUUUGGAGAAUGAUUCAACAAACACCUGAGUGCAUUCUAAUGACGUAUCAGGUACCUGAGAGGAUUAAAGAAGUUGUACUAAAAGAAGACCUCAGAAAGCUAGAAAGCAUGAGGCACCAACAGCCCCAGUUUUCUCAUGGACAAAUGGAGGAGCUGGCCAACGUGUAUACUUGGAUUCAAAGGCAGACUAUUCCUCAAGAAAUAGACACUCAAGGCUGCAUCACUUGCAAAAGCAAAGAUUCAGUUGAUCCUGCUACAGAGUUCUGUGGUCAUGAUCCAGCGGAGGAUGGCAGUUGAGUGACGAUGGAGAUGUUCCUUCACACCCUUCCAAAGACAUGUUAGACAAAUAGACCUUUAAGUUUAUCUCUUUGAAACCCAGACUCUUAAAUGAACAUGAAAUUAUUAUUGAAUGUUACAGUUUCCCUUCUUGAUUUUUUUGAUAAACAUAAUAUUUCUGAAACAGAAAUAUUUUUCUGUUUUAUGGUGUAUUAAAACUAUCAGUUAGGCUCUUUGUUUAGUUUAGCUGCCUUCUAAAGAGAUUGGAUGGCCUCUAAAGAGGUACAGCAGAAUUUUAUUUCAGUUGUCACCCAAAAUGAAUUAUAAUUAGAAGUAUAGCUAGAAAGGACCCCAAACUUUAGUCUCAUUUAUGUUGUUCUAUUGCUACAUAAAGAGCUUUUCCUAUUAGAGUACUUGGAAAAAAUCCCACCUACAGAUUAUGUACUUUUCAUAAUGAUUUGCAUACAUUUAAUACAUUCA
This is a messenger RNA of Carlito syrichta (Philippine tarsier), 3975 nucleotides long. RefSeq names its product period circadian clock 3 (gene PER3). Gene Ontology annotation, biological process: entrainment of circadian clock by photoperiod; circadian regulation of gene expression; negative regulation of transcription by RNA polymerase II. NCBI's taxonomy places the organism in Eukaryota, Metazoa, Chordata, Mammalia, Primates, Tarsiidae. Gene Ontology annotation, molecular function: transcription corepressor binding; transcription cis-regulatory region binding. Gene Ontology annotation, cellular component: cytoplasm; nucleus. The transcript has 23 exons. The record is from RefSeq and is a predicted model, not a curated record. Bases 1 to 3516 code for a protein of 1171 amino acids.